AUGCGAUCCUUACCUGACACCACAGACAGAGGACGACAACUGCGCAGAAAGCUGAGCCUGUGCUUCAUCGCAAAGCUGUUGGGAAAGAUGCAAACGGCAACGAGCCCUUGGCAAGAAGAGAUCCAGUUGCAGCAGCUCGGCCACCUCCUCCCCCUCAUGAAGCCGGCCCUAUUGAAGCGGGGCCUCCAGCAGGAGCAGAGGUUUCCCGAGCAGCCUGAGAGAGACCAGCAGGAGGCGCUCUCUGAACUGGACCAAGAGGCCUGCUACCUCUGCUACAGCCUCCUGACAUUGGCCAACGUGGUUGUGGGAACCGAGGCCGUGCCUUCGAGGGAGCAGGGACACCUCCGGCACCUCUGCAUCCAGCUGCAGCAGCACAUCAGCACCAGCGUCCGAGAGCACCCCUGCUUCAUGUACCGCACCGAGCUCAAGGACCUGGCUGCCCAGAUUUACAUCAAGUGGCAGGAGCUGCUGUCUCGGGGCUGGCUCAACCUAUCGCCCUGGCAGGGCCAGAAUGAAAGCAUCUGACAGGACCCAUCCCAGGAAGCCCAGACUUUGCCAGAGGGAAC
Messenger RNA from Elgaria multicarinata webbii, 566 nucleotides. RefSeq names its product family with sequence similarity 178 member B (gene FAM178B). The coding region runs from base 1 to 525 and encodes 174 amino acids. NCBI's taxonomy places the organism in Eukaryota, Metazoa, Chordata, Lepidosauria, Squamata, Anguidae. The transcript has 6 exons. Gene Ontology annotation, cellular component: site of double-strand break; nucleus. Gene Ontology annotation, biological process: protein localization to site of double-strand break; positive regulation of double-strand break repair; DNA damage response. The record is from RefSeq and is a predicted model, not a curated record.